Messenger RNA from Oncorhynchus kisutch (coho salmon), 1271 nucleotides. Its product is annotated as WAP four-disulfide core domain protein 3-like. The coding region runs from base 17 to 1072 and encodes 351 amino acids. The record is from RefSeq and is a predicted model, not a curated record. Gene Ontology annotation, biological process: innate immune response; antibacterial humoral response. Gene Ontology annotation, molecular function: serine-type endopeptidase inhibitor activity. The transcript has 8 exons. NCBI's taxonomy places the organism in Eukaryota, Metazoa, Chordata, Actinopteri, Salmoniformes, Salmonidae. Gene Ontology annotation, cellular component: extracellular region.
CAGUCUUGAAGUCAGCAUGGACAUGAAUUUGUCAGCGCGUUGUGCUUUGGUUCUUUUUCUGUUGGCAUUUGUAGAUUUGAAAAUAGUCUCUGCUGCAGAAACGGAAGGCACAUCUACAGCAAAGCCUGGAGUGUGCCCUGUUAGACGAUGGGGCAUGGGGAUAUGUGCAGAGUUAUGUUCCAAUGACAGUGACUGCCCCAAUGACGAAAAAUGCUGCCACAAUGGAUGUGGGCAUAACUGCAUUGCACCUUACACAGCAAAGCCUGGAGUGUGCCCUCGUAGACCAUGGGGCGUAGGGACGUGUGCAGAGUUCUGUUCCAAUGACAGUGACUGCCCCAAUGAUGAAAAAUGCUGCUACAAUGGAUGUGGACAUAACUGCAUUGCUCCGUACACAGUGCCGAUCCCCCCGAAGGCAGGUCAGUGCCCACUGCUUCUGAAUGUCGUGCCGUCACACAAGGGAUGUGUCCGCGAUGAGGACUGUCCUAAAGAUGACAAAUGCUGCAUCUUUGACUCUGACACCUUGUGUGUCCCACCUGACUUCACAAAGCCUGGAGUGUGCCCUCGUAGACGAUGGGGCGAAGGGACGUGUGCAGAGUUAUGUUCCAAUGACAGUGACUGCCCCAAUGAUGAAAAAUGCUGCCACAAUGGAUGUGGGCAUGACUGUAUUGCACCGUACACAGUGCCGAUCCCCCCGAAGGCAGGUCAGUGCCCACUGCUUCUGAAUGUCGUGCCGUCACACAAAGGAUGUGUCCGCGAUGAGGACUGUCCUAAAGAUGACAAAUGCUGCAUCUUUGACUCUGACACCUUGUGUGUCCCACCUGACUUCACAAAGCCUGGAGUGUGCCCUCGUAGACGAUGGGGCGAAGGGACGUGUGCAGAGUUAUGUUCCAAUGACAGUGACUGCCCCAAUGAUGAAAAAUGCUGCCACAAUGGAUGUGGGCAUGACUGUAUUGCACCGUACACAGUGAAGCCCGGUCGCUGUGUCCUGCCCAACGGGACCUACAUGUGUGCCGAGUACUGUUACAAAGAUGGCCAGUGCCCCGAGGAACAGAUGUGUUUCCGGAUAUGUUGAUUCUAUGCCUGCAGUGAGCCAUUGAAGCUUUAUUGGAAAUUCUUAUUAGUUAUAAGAAAUAAGUAGAAAAUACAAAUCAUUACAUGUACAAUUAUGUCUAUGAAAACUGAUGAUUUUAUGCAAUAAUAAAUAUGAAAAAUGAUCAUAGCUUUUAUGGAAACUGGACCAUUUUCAUGGGCAGUAUGUGAAUUGACAAACG